AUGGCAACCCCACUCAUCUAUAUACACUUGGAUCAAAACGACCGCCGUGUCUUUGAUCACGGGCUCUCGGAUGAUGUCGAAAGAUUCGCAUUCAUCAGCUUUUUCGAACACGUCGAGCGCGACUUUACGAAAAAUAGACGUCCUCGAACUGGCAAUGGUCGAGUUGCACUGUGGAAUAAGUGCUCUCGUUCAUACUGGUUGCGUCACGCGCGCACCUCGCAGCCUCUGCCUCCCAUCCUUCGCCCAACCUGGACACCGCCUGUAGCGCAUCCCCCGCUACCUCCACCAACACAACCCCCAAAUCCACCGACUCCAAAAACACCGGUAUUGAGUCUGGUUGCGCCAAUUCUGUCAAGUGUAACGUCCAUCGCUCCCGUGAAUGCACCACCAUUACACCCUCUGAAGCUCGUCGCACCUGUUCCUGGAGGAACCAUUGACAUAACACCGGUGGAGCAACAUCUGGACCAGGGCACGAAGAUAGUACGAGAGGGUAAUCUUGAUGAGCUCACCCAUGAUCUCGAACGUCCUGCUAAACGCCGCCUUACUAAUAUUGGUGGUGAGCGAUGUCCACAAUUUGUUCUGUACAACAGCGUCGAUGGCAAAGAGCGGAGUAAGAAUUGCCACACCCUUCCACCAGCGAGAGAACAGCGUCUGUUCGUUCAACGUGUUCUUGGGGGCAACUGGCGUUUUGCAAAAACACUCAGUCAGCGAUCACUUCGUGCGCCCAAGCAAGGAUCAAAAGCUGGGUUUCCAGAUGUGUCUACUUUUCUCUUCGCGAAGGUUGAUGAUGCCGGCAUUAUCGAAGACCGCGUUGCUGUCAAGUGCAAAGACGUCUCGAUCAAGGCAGACGCCAGCCAGGGGCAAGUGGAGCGCGAAGCCACUGCGGCAAAUGCUAUCAGGGCAACCGGUUGUCGUCAUUUGCAACACCACUUACAUCUUGGAGAACACAAGGAGAACCAGACACUGAAUUUUCACCUUGAAGGCCACAACGAUCAGGAUGCGUGGCAACUCAACUAUCAGAUUUCCCAAUACGCGCCUCAUGACGAUCUCCACACGCUCAUCAGGAACCACGAGAAGGCGAAGCAAGUCAUUCCGGAACAUUUCUGCUGGUUUGUUUUCCAAUCUAUUGUGGAAGCCCUCAUCACUUGCCAAACUGGUUACUGCGGCGAAAUUCACCCAACACCUCUCGAACCCACAUCUCGUCGACCGGGAUGGAGGAGGAUACUGCAUCUGGACAUCAAAGCCGAGAACAUAUUCCUUGCCGGACCCGACUCGAAAUAUGCCUUCUACCAGCAACCUGUACUUGGGGAUUUGGCGACUGCAUUGUGCCUGCAUCCCAACCAUGUGCAACGCAAGAACCAGCUCUCCAGUGUCCGUUUUGAAGGUAAGCAGUACAUGCAGGCUCCAGAGCGGUGUAUGCAGUACAAGAAGAGCAAGGAUUACGCUCCAGCGACGUGGGACUUGGAUCAUUCUACGGAUAUCUAUACGCUUGGCCUGUUGAUUCGUUACAUGAUGAUGUGCACAAGAGUCACACCCGAAAAGCCCAUCGAUACAUACCUAGGAAAGCUAGAGGCGGAUGCUUUUGCUGCGGAGGCCAAGGGUUUGCCCAACGUCAAGGAAUAUCAGUUCAAGGACAACAACUACCCGUCUGUUUAUAGCCCAGCUCUCAAGGAUACUGCCUUGCGUUGUCUGGCCUUCCGGCAGAGGUAUGACCCUUCGAAGCCGAGCAAGAAGUAUCGUCCUACUCUUUUCGAACUUCGCGAUAUCAUCGAAAAGCACUUGUCUGCGCUUGACAGCAAGCACCUCAAAGACGUGGAGACAACGCAGUCAGACCCGAGGAAUACCUAUCGCGUCCUCUUUCCUGAAGAAGACCAGCGCUUUGCUAUUGGCGCCGAAACGCAACCGAUCCCGCCAGUCAACAUCUCUCAACUAGUCGAUCGCGAGGCCAAGGACAGCGACAAGCAAAAUGCGCAUGAAGUCUGGUCAUCCUACCGAAACCAGUACGAAUCAGGAAGCGGAGAGAACGCAUCUCCAAGUACUUCCAGCAUGGAGAUCAUUCUCGAUGAUCUCAACGCGCGAGCGCGCACGCAACUCACCGAGAUGACAAAGAACGUCGGAGAUGUCUCAGCGCGCCAGACUGUCUUCAACGCCCUGCAACACGCCAAUAACACGAUGCUCAAAUGCAUCAAUCCCACUAGUACGUUCAAGCAACUUCGCCAAAAGUUGCGAUCGGAUUUCUUUGCGCCGGCCAAGAAGAGGGAGAUGCUCACCCAGUUCUUGGGGUGUAGCAAGGAAAUCAUGACAGAGUUGACAAAUGAAGCAGAAAAGCUUCAAAAGUCAAAAGAUCAAGUCGAAGAAGAAAUCGCUGCUGCUCAAGAGACUUUGCGAUCAGCCCAAGGCGCCGACGUCCGAGAUGAGGCGAAGGUCGAUCGUUUGACGGUUGAGCUGAAGUACCUGGUUGACAAGAAAGAUUUGAAGACCAGUGAAGAGGCGGUCUUGCAGGACAAGAUCGCUUCAGUGAAGCUGUUUCGCGAGGCAGCAGAAUUGGGUGAGGCUUUGCUGGUGCUUGGGGAGGAAUUCUGGCCUAGUGGAGAUAUCUCCCAGGAGGAAGAGCACUGGAUGCCGGAAGUAUCUCCAAUUCAUAGAGGCGUCUGGGAGUAUUUCUUUGCCAGGCCAGAUGGAGUUUUUGAAUGA
Exserohilum turcica Et28A is the source of this 2694-nucleotide messenger RNA. RefSeq lists its product as uncharacterized. Gene Ontology annotation, biological process: protein phosphorylation. Lineage: Eukaryota; Fungi; Ascomycota; Dothideomycetes; Pleosporales; Pleosporaceae. The record is from RefSeq and is a predicted model, not a curated record. Gene Ontology annotation, molecular function: protein kinase activity; ATP binding. The coding region runs from base 1 to 2694 and encodes 897 amino acids. The transcript has 3 exons.